AUGAAACGGCCCGCGCUCUGUUUCGCAGCCCUCGUCGCUGCUGGUGCGAUCGUUUCGACACCAAACGUCGCCGCAAAGAACCUCGCGCGAAGCCUGGGCCACCUGGACGCUUCCAAGCUUUUCGCGGCGAUGCUCAGCCCUGACGGCGAGUCCAGAAAUGCUUCCCUUCCACAUUCUCUGUCAUUCGCUGAAGGCGGGGCAGCGGCGCCUGCUGACCGCCCCCGAGACGCAGGGGUUACCGAUUUGGCGUCUCAACUCCGUGUUCUCAAAAAGCGCUCGGACGAACGGCGGAAGGACAAUGAACGGCGACAGAAGGAGUGGGACGAGGAGAAGGCCAAACGGGCCGCUACACGCCGACAGAUAGGGGGCGAGGAGAGCGCUCAGGUGGAUCCCAUGCGCCGCCAGCGCGACCGGCUCGACGCUUGCCUAAGACAAGCGUCCCAAGAGCCUCCGAAUAUCGAGGAUCUCUGCAAGGGCGUCGAAAUCCCAGAUGACUGCCGCUCGGUGGCCCAACACAUCUUGUCGCGACAGGACUUCUCGAAACUGCAUGUCACGUCCAUGAACUUUCACAUUUACUUCAACAGAGCGCCGCUCGCGUUUCUGUUCCCGGUGCUCGAUGCAACAGACCUGCGUCUCUUGGUCAAGCUGUACAUGUACAUUACUAAAUUUGAGGGAUGUGACGGAUUCUCCGUGGCAGACUAUAUUCAACUGGUCGCGAUGGACGUGUUCUCCAGCGAAGAAUAUCUGGCCAAGGCGAAUCACGCUGCGGAUGUGUUUGGCGAGAAAGACGCACAGCUAGUGCCCAAACCCGGUUGGAAGGUUGCGGCUGUAACGCGGUGGAUGAAAGCAAAGCCUGAUAUAAAAUUUUUUGAGCAGCCUUUUCUGUUUGUCACGGCGGCGGUAGCUGCGAUGCUCGAAGUAACAUUGCGACAUCCAUUUCUUACGCAACUCGUCGAUAUGGCCUGCGUCGUGAGACCGCUGUGCCGCAAGGGACUUCGAGAGGUGCUCCUUUGGUCUCUUGAGCAAAACAGCAUGUCCGUCCAGGAUGUCCCACUGGAUUCAGCGCCGAGGCCGCUUGUGGACCAGCUUCGCGUUUACUUGCGCACUCUCCUCGUAGGCAAAUACAAGCGGGUGCGGAGCAAUGGCGGCCGUGUGGCUGCGCAGUUCGUCUAUGCGUAUGGUUUGAAGCUAUCUGAAGAGGCCUCAGGCACCAAGCUGUGA
This is a messenger RNA of Neospora caninum, 1221 nucleotides long. RefSeq lists its product as uncharacterized. Lineage: Eukaryota; Apicomplexa; Conoidasida; Eucoccidiorida; Sarcocystidae. The record is from RefSeq and is a predicted model, not a curated record. The transcript has a single exon. The coding region runs from base 1 to 1221 and encodes 406 amino acids.